Messenger RNA from Brassica oleracea var. oleracea, 1863 nucleotides. Its product is annotated as NAC domain-containing protein 13. Lineage: Eukaryota; Viridiplantae; Streptophyta; Magnoliopsida; Brassicales; Brassicaceae. The transcript is spliced from 3 exons. Gene Ontology annotation, biological process: regulation of DNA-templated transcription. Bases 51 to 1703 code for a protein of 550 amino acids. The record is from RefSeq and is a predicted model, not a curated record. Gene Ontology annotation, molecular function: DNA binding.
AAUAAAUUAAAUAACAAAAUCAAAUAAAUUACAGAAACGAUCCGUAAAGUAUGCAAUCCUAUUGGAACAUUCGAUCUUCUUCCCAGAUUCUGAAUUUGCACCAACAAAAAAGUUUAGGGUUUUUCUUUUCUUCCCCUGUGAUGGAGACUUCAAGGGGUUCAUGUCGGGCUGGAGACAGAGUCUUAGCUCCAGGGUUUAGGUUUCAUCCAACCGACGAGGAACUGGUUGUUUACUACCUCAAGAGAAAGAUUCGCCGCAAGAAACUGAGAGUCGCUGCAAUCGGCGAGACUGAUGUCUACAAGUUCGAUCCGGAGGAGCUGCCCGGCAAAGCAUUACAUAAUACUGGAGAUCGUCAGUGGUUCUUUUUCAGCCCGAGAGACAGGAAACAACAUGGAGGCAGGUCAAGCAGAGCAACUGACCGUGGAUACUGGAAAGCAACAGGGGUAGACAGAAUCAUCAAGUGCAAUUCUCGUCCCGUUGGAGAGAAGAAGACCCUUGUUUUCCACAGAGGCAGGGCUCCCAAGGGCGAGAGGACUGACUGGGUCAUGCACGAGUACACACUGCACAAAGAGGAACUCGAGAAGUGCGGAGAUGUUAAGGAUAAUUUUGUUCUUUACAAGAUUUUUAAGAAAAGCGGGUCUGGUCCUAAGAACGGUGAGCAUUAUGGAGCUCCUUUUGUUGAAGAAGAGUGGGCUGAGGAGGAUGACGAGGUUGAUGAGGCUGAUGCAGUCCAUGUUCCUACAAAUCAGCUCAUGGUUUCAGUUUGUUUGGGAAGUAAUAAUAACAUAUGGGCGGAUGGUGGGCUUAACCAGUCUGAGUUGAAUGAAAACGAUAUUCAAGAGCUGAUGAGACAGGUUAGCGAAGAGACUGGAGUGAACUCUCAUGUGGCAAAUAAUAAUCCGGUAAACUUGGCAGAAGAUGAGUAUUUGGAAAUUGACGAUCUUUUGCUCCCUGGAUCUGAACCAAGUUAUGUGGACAAACAAGGGUCUGCUGUCCUGAAUGAUAAUGAUUUCUUUGAUGUUGAUUCAUACAUUGGUGAUUUUGAUGCCACAAAUCCUCAGUCAGAGCCUGUUGGUGUUGGUUUGAACAAUGGGGUUAAAAAUAGUCUUCCAGUGAAUACUUUCCCAGUGACUGACCAGGCUAAUAACAACCAGUUCCCACAGCAAACAUGGAAGAACCAAGAUAGUAACUGGCCACUCCGUAACAGCUAUACCAGAAAGAUAAGCAGUGAGUCAUGGACGCAUGAGCUAAACAAUGAUGAAGUUACUGUUUGCAAAUUUGGUGAGGCCCCUGGUAUAGGUGGUGCAUCUGAGUUCAUAAACCCUAUUGCUUCUGGUAUAAGUAUAGCAAAGGGAGAAGAAGCCACAAAAGACGAGUCAAGUCAGUUUUCUUCUAGUGUAUGGUCUUUCCUAGAGUCGAUUCCUGCGAGUCCAGCAUUCGCUUCAGAGAAUCCAAUCGUUAACCUGAACAUAGUCAGGAUAUCAAGCCUCGGUGGCCGCUACCGGCUUGGUUCUAAAAGCACAAGUACCAAUGUUGUUAUAGCAGUUAACGAUUCAGAAGCAAAGAGGAACAAGUGUGGAGGAUACAACAAGAAGAACAAUCACAAGGGCUUCUUCUGCUUAUCUAUCAUUGGAGCUCUGUGUGCUUUGUCUUGGGUCAUGAUGGGAACAAUGGGAGUUUCAGGAAGGUCUUUGUUGUGGUGAGAACCCUAAAGCCAAAGACUAUGAAGAAAGGCUCAGAGUCCAAGUUUCGUGAUCUUUGUAAUUGUUUUAUUAGCUUACUCAUAAACUGUUAAAGUAUCGGUUUGUUGUUUUGGUUUCGAACCUUGCUGCAUAACAAAGCUUUAAACCAUUGCUUACUAAA